Messenger RNA from Zygotorulaspora mrakii, 1335 nucleotides. It is a transcript of the gene RPN5, whose product is annotated as proteasome regulatory particle lid subunit RPN5. The transcript has a single exon. Lineage: Eukaryota; Fungi; Ascomycota; Saccharomycetes; Saccharomycetales; Saccharomycetaceae. The record is from RefSeq and is a predicted model, not a curated record. The coding region runs from base 1 to 1335 and encodes 444 amino acids. Gene Ontology annotation, cellular component: cytoplasm; proteasome regulatory particle, lid subcomplex; nuclear proteasome complex.
AUGUCCAGAGACGCGCCAAUCAAGGCAGAGAAGGAUUACACUGAAAUUCUGAAGGAGGAGCUACCCAAGAUCAAGCAUUUGGCUAUAAAUGACUCUCAAGGUGCAUUGGAUCAAUUGCUAGUCUUAGAAAAGAAGACUAGACAAGCAUCUGAUCUUGCUUCUUCAAAGCAGGUGCUUGAGAGGAUUGUGGAGCUGCUUGUUGAAAAGAAUAAAUGGGAUGAUUUGGACGAACAGCUUACAUUGCUGUCAAAAAAGCAUGGGCAGCUGAAGCUCUCGAUUCAAUACAUGAUUCAGAUAAUUAUGGAGCAUUUGAAGGCAGAUAAAAUCGAUUUAGAUACAAGGAUUGCAGCUAUUGAGACUAUUAGAACCGUUACCGAAAACAAGAUAUUUGUAGAGGUGGAAAGAGCAAGGGUCACUAGAGAUCUAGCAAAUAUUCGUAAGGAACAGGGGGAUAUUGAGGAGGCAGCCAAGAUUUUGUGUGAACUGCAAGUGGAAACGUAUGGGUCUAUGGAUAUGUCCGAGAAGAUUGAAUUUAUUCUAGAGCAGAUGGAAUUAAGCAUAUUGAUUGGUGAUUUUACGCAAGCGACAGUAUUGUCGAGGAAAAUUUUGAAGAAGACUUUCAAUAAUGCAAAAUACGAGGCUUUAAAACUAAGAUAUUAUGAGUUGUUAACCAAAAUUGGCCUUCAUAAGAAGGAUUACUUGGAGGUAGCCCAGUAUUUUCAAGAAAUUUAUCAAACUGGGUCUGUUAAGAAAGAUGGAGAUGCAUGGAAACACGCGUUAUCGCAUAUGGUUUAUUUUCUGAUUUUAUCACCAUACGGCAAUUUGCAAAAUGAUCUUAUCCAUAAGAUCCUGCUAGAUAACAAUUUGAAGAAAUUGGAAACGCAGGAAUCACUCGUGAAACUUUUCACAACUCAAGAAUUGAUGAGAUGGGCGAUAGUUAAAAAAACUUAUGAGCCUGUAUUGAACAAAGAUGAUAUUGCAUUUGGUGGGAAACCAAAUAAGCAUCAUUGGGAAGAGUUUCGGAAGAGAGUAAUUGAACACAAUCUAAGGGUCAUUUCUAAAUACUAUUCGAGGAUUUCGUUACCAAGAUUAAAUGAAUUGUUGGAUUUAACCGAAUCUGAUACAGAAACUUUCAUCAGUGAUUUGGUCAAUCAAGGAAUCAUAUAUGCGAAGAUAAAUAGACCUGCUAAAGUGGUUAAUUUUGAGAAACCUAAGAAUUCUAGUGAGCUACUGAAUGAAUGGUCUUCGAAUGUUGAUCAAUUAUUAGAGCACAUUGAAACAAUUGGUCAUUUGAUAACUAAGGAGGAAAUUAUACAUGGUUUGAAGGCCAAAUAG